CAGAAAUGGCGACGGAGAGAAUCGAGGCACUGAUGGAAAGGACUGAUCCUACCAACGUAAGAUCAUGCAACACCACCGAACUGCAAGAAACUGGAGAGGGAGAAAUGAUGGCUCCUUAUCUCAUGGACUGCAGACGCAAACAGAAGCAUAUUUUCCGUCAGCUGUGUGUAGUGGAUGACAUGGUAAAGCUGCUGGCAGGUCUUGAGUCUGUGGACCAACUACUAAAUGAGCCAUGUCCCCAAAAUCCAGGGAAUGAUGCUCGUGCUGCAUGGAAGGCUUUAAAAGCAGAAUAUCAGGACAGAGUUCAGGAGGUGGAGGAGCUGAUCAGCACCUUUCAGCUCCGCAUGGACGAGCUUCAGGGUAAACGGCAGAAACUUGAGACUCUAGUGUCCACAUUGCAGAAAAAGAAGGAGGAGUGUAAAGAGAAAGAGAGAAUGGCAGCUAAACGAAAUCAGAGAGCUGAGAAACAAAUCAGCUUUCAGCUGGAGGAUUCCUUACAGGCAGCUCGGAAUGCCUUGAACGCGUGUGAUCUGCGUCUGUCUAAUCUCCAGGAUGAAGCUAAUAAGCAGCAGGAGCGUAUCAGUGAAUGGACAUUACUGAAGGAUGGUUUGCAGAUGUUGAUCAGAGGGACGCAGAGAAAUAUGCAGUACAGGCUGUUGUCAGUCAGACCCUCAGAGCUGUGCCUGGAGCUCCUGCCUCGUGCUAAUGAGAAAUCACUUGAUCCACUGCGUGUCUCCAUCACCAUGACAACCAACGACCACUUCCAUCUUCAGGUGUUUCAGGGAACUGCUGGCCUUGUAGAAGAGGCGACAGAAGGUCAACUCAGACAAGUGAGUACUGCUUUGGUGGAGGUGAUGGAGCGGUACAUUAGUCAAGGAGAGAUGCUCUCAGAGAUUCAGGCUCUGCACUCAAGGUUUGCAAUUGAUUGGUGUCCGGCUGAAAGGCUUCUCAUCUUUCUGAAGACUGCAACCACAGUGUGUCACCUGAGGGUUGGGGAGGGUUACCCAUCACAUGGCCAAGCUACUCUUCUCUCUGUGAGAAAAGACGGCAAUCUUCUAGAAAUAGCCAGUCUGCAGCCGCCGGAGAAACAUCCUGUCCUGACUGAGUGGCUUGAGUUUCUCUCUUCCAAUCCCAACAUCUGAUGUCACUUAAUACUCCUACUCAAACCCACAUUCAGGGAGAACAACCAGGAGUGGCAGCCGAUGAGUCACACCUGAGUCAGAGAGGGUUACACAUUAAGCAUCUGAAUUCUACGUUUGUAUUCUUGAUGUAUGUUUGUAGUUUGUCCGUUUUAAUAACGUGCCAUCUCUCAGUAAGGAAAUACAUUCAGGAUAAAUCUGAGCCAAUUCAUAUUUUAAUUGGUGUUUUUAGUCAGUAAUUACACGUACAAAUGUAUUAAUAUUGAACCACCCUUGUAAAUAAAUGUCUAUCGAAUGAUAAAUCCUUUUACAGUUGACUCUUUGUCCCCACUAGAGGGCAGCACCUGUGAGUUUCCUCACAUGUACAUUGUUUCAUCCACUACAGUCUGAUGUAAGAUGUUAGGUAACACAUUUAACUGUGUCUGGAGCCCUGAGCUAAUUAUUAGGCGGCCCAGAGAUUAAUCCUUCUUUUAAGCUACAAAACAGACCUAUUAAAGUAAUUUUCACCUGUAAGAUGUUUAGCUUUUCUCCUCAGACAUGAACAGAUCCUAUUAGGUUGAUUCAUGUUUACCUUCAAACGCCUGUUUUUUUUACAAAAGCUAAAUUUCCCUGUGAUUUGUUUUUUUCUUUCCAUGGCCUGGUUGACAUAUUCUACUUGACUAUUGGAACAUGACUGCAUGUAUCAGCACUCUAGCACAGCACCACAAGAGAUGCAUUGUUAUUGGCCAAAAAGGAUACAAGGGUUGUUCUGGAUCUGACCAAUGGGUAGACGUGAAACUGAUUAUGAGGGCACAAUGACCCAGUUCUAGCAUUCUGACCCAGUAUUCUGCAUCACCGUGUGUUAAUACAGCAUUGGAAAAAUAUUAAGAGACCAUUUCAAAUUUUCAUUUAAUCAUCAUUUCUAGAUUUAUUGUGGUCACUCCAGUCCAGUAACUGUUGAAUUUUAGCUAAAUCUAACCUCAGCAAAGUGAAAGACUGACAGCAUGACAAGACACUAGAAAACUGUGAUUAAAAUCCA
Messenger RNA from Triplophysa dalaica, 2157 nucleotides. RefSeq lists its product as uncharacterized. The transcript has 10 exons. Gene Ontology annotation, biological process: mitotic sister chromatid segregation; mitotic cell cycle checkpoint signaling; establishment of localization in cell. Gene Ontology annotation, cellular component: kinetochore; nuclear body; dendrite. The coding region runs from base 6 to 1142 and encodes 378 amino acids. Lineage: Eukaryota; Metazoa; Chordata; Actinopteri; Cypriniformes; Nemacheilidae. The record is from RefSeq and is a predicted model, not a curated record.